Messenger RNA from Portunus trituberculatus (swimming crab), 4699 nucleotides. RefSeq names its product carboxy-terminal domain RNA polymerase II polypeptide A small phosphatase 1-like. NCBI's taxonomy places the organism in Eukaryota, Metazoa, Arthropoda, Malacostraca, Decapoda, Portunidae. The transcript has 5 exons. Gene Ontology annotation, molecular function: RNA polymerase II CTD heptapeptide repeat phosphatase activity. The coding region runs from base 146 to 1117 and encodes 323 amino acids. The record is from RefSeq and is a predicted model, not a curated record.
UUUACACUGAGACGCAGUGUUGGAACGGCCGCAGUGGAGGCGAGGCUGCCAUUUUGCUUUCGGUUCUUUGCUCGACCGAUUUUUUAAAUGUUUCCCAUGGACUUGCGCCUCUGCUCCUCACGGGACUCGUAAAACAGAUGCUUCAAUGGACGCCUCAUCGAUUAUUACCCAGGCGUCUCGCGAUGAGGAGCAGCUGAACACUUUCCCGCCGCCGGACAGAGGGAGUCAAAAUGGGAAAAAACCUAAGAAGAGUAUCCUACGCACCUUGUUCUGUUGCUGUGUAUCGGGGGAAAAUGACAACAGCAGUACAGGAAAUGGAUGUGUCCCUGAAGAUGUCCCGCCCUACAACCUUAUUCCCCCUCCCACGGGGCCACAGCGGCAUCUCCUGCCACCUGUCAGUCAUCGAGACAUGCACAAGAUAUGCAUGGUUAUUGAUCUCGAUGAGACUCUUGUACAUUCAUCGUUUAAGCCAAUCAGUAAUGCUGACUUUAUAGUUCCUGUCGAAAUAGAUGGAACCAUCCACCAAGUUUAUGUAUUAAAGCGACCAUUCGUGGAUGACUUCCUUCAGAAGAUGGGAGAGCUGUAUGAGUGUGUACUAUUUACAGCUAGUCUAGCUAAGUAUGCUGAUCCUGUAGCAAACCUUCUGGAUAAAUGGGGAGUGUUUCGAGCCCGUUUGUUCCGAGAAUCCUGUGUCUUCCACCGAGGCAAUUAUGUCAAGGAUUUAAGUCGUUUAGGCCGAGAUCUUCAUAAAGUUGUCAUUAUGGACAAUUCACCUGCAUCAUACAUCUUCCAUCCUGACAAUGCUGUUCCUGUUUCAUCAUGGUUUGAUGACAUGAGUGAUUCAGAGUUAAUGGACCUUGUACCUUUCCUGGAAACCUUGAGCAAAGUGGAUAAUGUGUACAGUGUGCUACGAAACUGCAACAAUCCUUUAAAUUCACAAACUCCAACACAGCAGCAGCAAGGGGGCCAGGUUCUUACCCAGAUAAGCCAGGGACCCAUGACUCAAGUUCAACCAUCGCCUCCACCCUUAAUAUCCCAACAGCAUCAGCAAGAGCAACAACAGCAGCAGCAGCAAUACCAGAAGGACUAUGAGGAAAGCAAGGAUGGACCAUCAUGAGGGCAGGGAGCAGUGACCAGGCAGGACAUGCCAGAAGAGAUUGCAUGCUCAUAAAGAGAGCUCUCUUCCCUCCUGUCAUGGCCCAAAUCUCCUAACCCCCAUUCAACCACUGCCCACCUAAACAGAUACCCCUGCUCCCCAAGCUAGCUUGCCUUCCAUGUGGUCAGGGUACUCAGGGCUGGAGACAUCCACAAUGCAUCUCUAGAACUGAAUAAAACUGAGGAAGCUACCAUUAUUGUACAGCAACAAGCCCAGACAUUGAGGAAGAUUGACUGGUGUCAAACAACCAGUUAUGAUUGGAGCUAGUUGGGGAUGAAAGUGGGGCAAUGAGAACUUAGAUGACUUUCCAUUAUGGUGAUGUCUGUUUCAUCAUGAUGGAUUCAAAACAGUGAUUAGGUGACAACCAGUGGUGCAGACAAUCUGUGUCUAAUGUCUGAGCAUACCUUCCCUCACCAUCCUGUUAUUUCAUCAGUUUGUAGCAUUUGAUGCCAGCAGUACAUGAUGAAAUAAUUCUUGUGUAAAUGUGCUGGGCAGAAGGCUUAGCAGGUUUUACCAGACAAGUGCCAAGAUGAGACUCCCACUCAGUGUCAUCAUAUCAUGGAAUGAUGUAUAAUAGAGCAGUCAUAAUUUCAACUGUAUGAUGUUAUGCAGCUGCUAUUUUUAAUAAUUUUUACCUAAGAUAUAUAGAGGCAUAUUUGUGUGCUUUACUAUUUUCGGAACAAAAAAAUUUGUGUGCCAAUGCCGAGUUUUCCCAUAUCUUUAUUUCCCAUUUGAUGGUAGGCAUUCUGCUAUCAUUGCUUUGAUAUUCUUUCUAGGUUUCUAGGAUACCUCAAUAAUGCCUAACCUCCAUUCUUGCUUAGUUUCUCUUUUCAUUCUGUUAGAGUAGCUAUCACAGCGUUUAUGCUAAGUUAUGGUGGGUGAUUGGGGAUACUAAUUUUUCUGAAACGGGAAGGGGCGGGUCCAAGUGUCUGCUGUAACUAGCUGUUGCACCAUUUUUCACCGCCAAGAACUGAACAGUGCUAUCACAUUUUGAGUGACAGUGAUAAUAAUAACAAUAAUAAUGAUAAUUCAGGCAGCAGGUCACGUGCAUAAUUUACUGACAAGUGAACGUCCAGUAGCAAACAUGGCCUUUCUUCCUGCAAUGCUAUCUUUUUGUCCAUAAAUCUUGUUACAUAGGUGUAGCAUAUAUACAUAUAUAUAUAUAUAUAUAUACUUAUAUAUAUAUAGAUAGGUAGAUAGUUAGAUAGAAGCAUUUUAUAUAUUGUAAUGUGAUUUAUUGUAUUUUUAUCAAUUUUCUUAGCUAUUUACAUGACAACUGUAAUUGGGCGUUUUGCAAUUUUCAUAAACUUUUCAUAUAAUGUCUGAGGUCUAGCCUAUGGCAUGUAAUUCCUACAAUAUCCACUGUCAGUAGUAUCCAUGCUUUUUUUAGAAAUAUUGGUGCUUUAAAACUAACUGUUUUCUGUGAUAAUGGGCAAAAUCAUGAACAACUUAUGGGAGGAUAUCAUGUCAUUGGAAAGUUCAUUUCGUUGAUCAGGCUGUUAAGAGCAGACUACUUCAUGAAGGAAACAAACAUGAAAUAUCUUUAUUAAUUUAGAUUUUUUUUUUUUUUUUUUUUUUUUUCCAGUAACACCUCUCAGUCAAAAUUUUAAUUUGGUGAUAACAGAGACAUAAUAAAUAGAACUGUGUCAGUCUUUCAGUCUUUCAUCAGGAUCUAUUCAGUGGUGCGUGCAGUCCUCCCACUGAGCUACAUACCCAGGGGACAGACACGUGGUGCUACUUUGUGGCUCCCUGUGUCUUGUGGGAAAUCAGAGGGGUCCUAAAUGUUUGAAGCAUGUCAGUAACUUAGCUUAUUUAAAGAAAAGAAAAUUGUAUAAGACAUAGAUGCAACCUCUUGCCUAAAGUUUACCUCUUUCAUUCUUCACCCAUUACAACGAGUGCCGUGAUCUGCUGACCUCAUGUUCCGUGUCCUACCUGCCCAACCCCAGAUAUUACAAUAUAAUUUUCUGUCCACACCAGAAGACCUACACCAGCAGUCAUCAUCCACCCUCUUAAACCUUGUACCAUCAGCAAAAUACUUAUUGCUAAAUUUGUAAGCUGCUUUGAGCUUGCUUGCUUGUUUUAUAGAAUAAUUUUAUAUCUCUACAGUAGCAAGUAAACAAAUAUCUUUUCAAGUUUAUGGUUGACUUCAACAUGAAAAGUAUGCCAAUCAAAUUUUGCAAUUAUGUGCAUGUCUUGUAUUGCCAUUGGGUGGGUAGUGUGUUGUGAGUGACUGGACUGGCUGUGGACGGAGUCGUACAUACACAUUGUUGUUGACUGAUGCUCUUGUGUAAAUAGACUCAAGAACAGUACUCAGCUGUAGACCCUGCUGUAUAAAUUAUGCAGCACUGGUGUCUGUAGCAUAUAUUGUAGGAACUUUUCUCAAUAUGUACAGUACAGUGGCCUUAUUAUUGUUAAUGGUUAAACACUAUGUUUUUUACUGAAAUGGAUUCUUUAGAGAUUAGACUAUAUAUAAAUAAUGAAUAUCUUUAAUAAUAUCCGUGCAACAUAGUGGAAGUGUUUGCUUCCUUGAGUAGCUCCUUUUUAUGGUGGUUGAAAUGAUGAUAGGAAGUAUUUUUAUUUUUUCUGUUGUAAAGGAGCAGUUUUAUUAGAUAUGUUACAAAGCAUUUAUUGAGGAUGUAAGAGAUUGUCUUUGAAGUUUGGUUGAUCAAUCAAAAUGUUUAAUGUUAAUUGCGGGUUAAAAUUAGAACUUUGAUUGAAGAAAUAUUCGAGUUUUGGAACAGGGGCAGAAGGUACUGCUUUUAGUGAUCUGUCGGGUGUUAAGUUUGCAUUAAUUCUGUAACUGAAAUCUCAUCCAGAUGUAUCAUUUGUGCAGUCUGGUUUUUUUUUUUUUUUUUUUUUUUUUUUAGAAUGGAGACCAGUGUUCUCUUUCAUAAUAUUACAUGAUAUAGCUUUAAUGGAAUAAGACUCAUCAUUAUCUGUUUGUUAUUCUAAGCAUCAUUAAGUUAUUGUUUUGCAUAAUCAUUGAACAUCAUGCAUGACAAAAUUUUAUGUAGCAUUGUUAUUUGCUUUAUAUUUGUUUUAUUAUUUUUGAAAGUGAUAUAUAUAUAUAUAUAUAUAUAUAUAUAUAUAUAUAUAUAUAUAUAUAUAUAUAUAUAUAUAUAUAUAUAUAUAUAUAUUGGUAUUUGCUGGAUCUUUUGUUCAUUUAUUUUUUGUGUCUUCUAUCAAUCAUAAUUUACAAUUGAAUUUUUCUUACUUAUAUUCUCUAAUACUUCUGGCAGUAGUGAUCAUGUCUUCCUCAGUAUAGUGUGUUGUAAGUGCCCUUGUUUCACAGCUCGAUGUUAUUGUCAGGCUCAAGCUUCAACGCAGUCACCCGGGAUCAAAAUUAACCACAGGGUGUUUCCCUUAUUUCUUGCCUUAUUGUAACAAAUAUCAACAGUGUCAUAUAAAAAAAAAUGUUGGUCACAAGAUGUUUUAUACUGAUGAAUGAAAGAAGAUUAUUUACUGUACAAAGUGAUUUUUUAGAAAAAUACUUCACCCGAGACACAAGUCUACAUGUAAAGGAAAUAAAUUUGUUUAAUAUUA